This is a messenger RNA of Cydia fagiglandana, 2372 nucleotides long. RefSeq names its product cytochrome P450 4d2-like. Lineage: Eukaryota; Metazoa; Arthropoda; Insecta; Lepidoptera; Tortricidae. The transcript is spliced from 11 exons. Gene Ontology annotation, molecular function: heme binding; iron ion binding; monooxygenase activity. Bases 53 to 1537 code for a protein of 494 amino acids. The record is from RefSeq and is a predicted model, not a curated record.
AACAGUGCCAGUUGCGAAUCACACUUGCUCACGAACGCACGCUGUUGUUAAAAUGAUACUGUUGUUGUUGUUGUCCGCGCUUGUUUUAUUUGUUGUAGCGUCGUGGAUUUACUUCCUUAGCGAUGUGAGGAAGUACAAUCUCCCUGGACCCACUCCGUAUCCCAUUAUUGGGAAUGGAAAUUUAUUCUUGUGCGAUUCUAAUAAGUUUUUGGCAAUUCUAUCCGAAUUGGCGGUACAAUAUAAAGAUGCUUUUCGCAUAUAUAUCAUGUCAAACAGAUAUUUUGUGCUAUCACACCCUAAAUACAUUGAGCAACUGAUGUCAAGCACAGAAAUAAUAAGCAAAGGAAUAUCCUACGACUUCCUGCGGCCCUGGUUAGGAGAUGGCCUCUUGACAUCUACAGGUCCAAAAUGGAGGAGUCACCGCAAAUUUCUCACUCCGGCUCUCCAUUACAACAUACUUCACACCUUCCUUCCCGUGUUCUUAAAGAAUGGAAACAUUUUGUGCGAUACACUGAAGAGAAAGGCCGAUGGUUCAUCUAUAGAGUUGUUCCCCAUUAUGGCUAUGGCGGCGCUGGAUAAUAUUACAGAAACAGUAAUGGGGGUGUCCUUGGAUGCGCAAAAAGAAAAAGACUCCAAAUAUGUUAAAUCAAUUGACGUCGUAAGUCAAAUCAUGGCAACGAGAAUGAGAGACGUGUUCAUGGGCAACGAUCUCUUCUUCUCCCUCACACCGCAUAAGAGGAAACACGACAAAGCGAUCGAGUUCAUGAACAGACACACGAAGGAAGUCAUCGACGCUAGGAGGAAAGAGUUGAAUGUCGCCAACGCUAAGAAGUUGGUUGAAAGUUCGGAGCUAGGUAUGAAAAACAAGCAUGCUUUCCUGGACUUACUGCUAUUGGCCGAAGUUGACGGCAAACAGAUCAGUGACGACUGCGUCCGCGACGAAGUAGUCACAUUUAUGUUUGAAGGUCACGACACAACCGCGUCGGGCACAGUGUACGGACUGUACUGCAUCGCGAACCACCCAGAAGUGCAGCGAAGGAUUCUAGAAGAGCAGAAGGAAGUUUUGGGCGGCGAUCUAACAAGAGAUCCAACCUUUAGCGAGCUCCAACAGAUGAAGUAUCUAGAGUGCGUGAUCAAGGAGAGCCUCCGUUUGUAUGCGCCUGUCCCCAUGAUCCAGAGAAUGGUUCCUAAAGAUGUCGAAAUGGCCGGCCUGCUGUUCCCAAAGAACACAACAGUGAUGAUCAACAUAUACCGCAUGCACCGGAACCCGGACUUGUUCGAGGACCCCCUGGAGUUCCGACCGGAACGAUUUGAGACCUCCGCCAGUGCCAAGAACGCGUUCAGUUGGAUCCCGUUUAGCGCUGGGCCUAGGAACUGCAUUGGUCAAAAAUUCGCAAUGCUGGAAAUGAAAGUGACCUUAGCAGCCAUCGUGAGGAACUUCGAGCUGUCUCCGUGUGGUGAUGAACCGGAGCCCUGCGGAGACCUCAUUCUGAGGUCCAGGAAUGGGGUGCAUGUCAAGAUGAUGCCGAGGAAUUAAUAGUUGCAAGUCGACGUUUGUCUUAUCACAUCAUUGAUAUAAUGUCCCGGGUAUAGAUGUCAAGUUGUGGAAACUUCCCACAAAGUGUGUUUAGAAAGCCAUAAAGGAAACUUUAAUUUUGAAAAUGGAAAAUUUAGAUCCACAUACAAAAUAUAGUAUCGUCUUGGGUCGUCCCAUUCGUUUUUCGUCAAGUUCUUAAAUUAGUCCUAUUCUGCUUUCGUCACUCAUUCUACAUUCGUCACAAUCAUCGGUGGCUUUCAAUGUAGAAUGCGUGACGAAAGCAGAAGAGGACUAAAUUAAGAACUUGACGAAAAACGAAUGGGACGACCCAAGACGAUACCCAAAAUAUGAGAAGGUUCCGACAUUUUUAUUUGUGAAAAAUUCGAUAGGCAUUUUAUAAAUUUUCCGACGGCACAUGCCCACUGGUGUCCGUCCUACCCCACGCUGUCCUUUUCCACAAAAAUGCUACGAGAUUACCGCUGUGUAGUUACCAACAUACUUGUCUUACAUCUAGUACUACUUCCUCCCUAUUAAUUACUACUUCUUUGAAUAUACAUAGGUACAUACAUCAUAAGGUAAUAACUUUUCAUGGGUAGAUUAGGUAGGUACGUCUAAACCUGCCUAAAUAUUGGUGUUUUUCAAUUUUUUCUGACUAGAAUUUAAUUCCUUACAUUUUAUUCUUUCGAUUUCUUGGUAAGAAGUUAACAUACCUACUUAAUAUUUAGUUAAAUUAUAAAAAAUUGUUAAGAAUAGAAUACUUUACUGGUGUCGGACAGACUUAUGAUAAAAAACCUCAAGGCGAUGUAGAAAUAAAAUGUUUUAUUUAUUCCACUAA